This is a messenger RNA of Nomascus leucogenys (northern white-cheeked gibbon), 1705 nucleotides long. RefSeq names its product olfactomedin like 3 (gene OLFML3). NCBI's taxonomy places the organism in Eukaryota, Metazoa, Chordata, Mammalia, Primates, Hylobatidae. Gene Ontology annotation, biological process: signal transduction. The record is from RefSeq and is a predicted model, not a curated record.
ACUCUCCUGGCUGCCAUGGGGCCCAGCACCCCUCUCCUCAUCUUGUUCCUUUUGUCGUGGUCGGGACCCCUUCAGGGACAGCAGCACCACCUUGUGGAGUACAUGGAACGCCGACUAGCUGCUUUAGAGGAACGGUUGGCCCAGUGCCAGGACCAGAGCAGUCGGCAUGCUGCUGAGCUACGGGACUUCAAGAACAAGAUGCUGCCACUGCUGGAGGUGGCAGAGAAGGAGCGGGAGGCGCUCAGAACUGAGGCCGACACCAUCUCCGGGAGAGUGGAUCGUCUGGAGCGGGAGGUGGACUAUCUGGAGACCCAGAACCCAGCUCUGCCCUGUGUAGAGUUUGAUGAGAAGGUGACUGGAGGCCCUGGGACCAAAGGCAAGGGAAGAAGGAAUGAGAAGUACGAUAUGGUGACAGACUGUGGCUACACGAUCUCUCAAGUGAGAUCAAUGAAGAUUCUGAAGCGAUUUGGUGGCCCAGCUGGUCUAUGGACCAAGGAUCCACUGGGGCAAACAGAGAAGAUCUACGUGUUAGAUGGGACACAGAAUGACACAGCCUUUGUCUUCCCAAGGCUGCGUGACUUCACCCUUGCCAUGGCUGCCCGGAAAGCUUCCCGAGUCCGAGUGCCCUUCCCUUGGGUAGGCACAGGGCAGCUGGUAUAUGGUGGCUUUCUUUAUUUUGCCCGGAGGCCUCCUGGAAGACCUGGCGGGGGUGGUGAGAUGGAGAACACUUUGCAGCUCAUCAAAUUCCAUCUGGCAAACCGAACAGUGGUGGACAGCUCAGUAUUCCCAGCAGAGGGGUUGAUCCCCCCCUACGGCUUGACAACAGACACCUACAUCGACCUGGCAGCUGAUGAGGAAGGUCUUUGGGCUGUCUAUGCCACCCAGGAGGAUGACAGGCACUUGUGUCUGGCCAAGUUAGAUCCACAGACACUGGACACAGAGCAGCAGUGGGACACACCAUGUCCCAGAGAGAAUGCUGAGGCUGCCUUUGUCAUCUGUGGGACCCUCUAUGUCGUCUAUAACACCCGUCCUGCCAGUCGGGCUCGCAUCCAGUGCUCCUUUGAUGCCAGCGGCACCCUGACCCCUGAACGGGCAGCACUCCCUUAUUUUCCCCGCAGAUAUGGUGCCCAUGCCAGCCUCCGCUAUAACCCCCGAGAACGCCAGCUCUAUGCCUGGGAUGAUGGCUACCAGAUUGUCUAUAAGCUGGAGAUGAGGAAGAAAGAGGAGGAGGUUUGAGGAGCUAGCCUUGUUUUUUGCAUCUUUCUCACUCCCAUACAUUUAUAUUAUAUCCCCACUAAAUUUCCUGUUCCUCAUUCUUCAAAUGUGGCUCAAAUCCUCUAUAUUUUUAGCCAAUGGCAAUCAAAUUAUUUCAGCUCCUUUGUUUUAUACUUAACUCCAGAUCCUGAGUAAUCCUUUUAGAGCUCAGUCCAAACCCUCAAUGUUCCCUCCUGCUCUCCUGCCCCAUGUCAACAAAUUUCAGGCUAAGGAUGACCCAGACCCAGGGCGCUAACCUUGUAUGCCGGCAGGCCCAGGGAGCAGGCAGCAGUGUUCUUGCCCUCAGAGUGACUUGGGGAGGGAGAAAUAGGAGGAGACGUCCAGCUCUGCCCUCUCUUCCUCACUCCUCCCUUCAGUGUCCUGAGGAACAGGACUUUCUCCACAUUGUUUUGUAUUGCAACAUUUUGCAUUAAAAGGAAAAUCCACUACU